AUGCCAAGAUCAAAUCCAAUACCUCCAAUGUGUGGCUGCGGAUUGAGUACCAUUCUGAAAACGUCAUGGACUCCACGGAAUCCAGGUCGAAGAUAUGCGGAAUGUCCAGUUGCUCAGGUAAUGGAUAGCAGUAAUUUAGUGAAGUUGUUAGUAAUUGCUGAGGGAUGCAAGUAUUGGAAAUGGAUAGAUGAAGAAAUGUGUCCGCGUUCAGUGGAGAUUAUACCUGGGUUGCUUCGGCGAAUCAAUCAAAUGGAGAAACAGCUCACAAAUGCCGAAGAGUCUGCACAAAAGUGGGAGUGCAAAGCAGCAAAAUUGCAGACAAAGGUUCGAAGGUUGGAAAUUAUGAUGCAACAACAUGCAUCACGGGAGAGGAAGUUUGCUGCAGCUCUUGCAAUCACCUAUGGCUUUGUGUUAGCAGUAUUUGCAGUCUGGGUGUUUGGAAAUUUAGGAAAUAAUGAUCUAUUGCAAUUACCCCAGAAAGAUGUAUUAUAA
Coffea eugenioides is the source of this 492-nucleotide messenger RNA. RefSeq lists its product as uncharacterized. The coding region runs from base 1 to 492 and encodes 163 amino acids. The transcript is spliced from 2 exons. The record is from RefSeq and is a predicted model, not a curated record. Gene Ontology annotation, molecular function: zinc ion binding. Lineage: Eukaryota; Viridiplantae; Streptophyta; Magnoliopsida; Gentianales; Rubiaceae.